AUGACGACUCUCAUUACCCUCCACCAGCCGCUGGAACUUCUUAGCAUGAGCGACCAGCCGGUGCGCCGAUCAAAGCGCCAGCCGGGUUCGUUGGCCCAUUAUCCGAGGAAAGGAGGAAACGUAGGAGACGGGGAACAGAAGCUGACGAGGAGAACAGCCGCCGACUACGAACAAGACGACGAUUUUCAGUUUGUGCGAAAAUCAAAAAAGGCGAAAACCGACGAGUCACAGUCAGUGGCUCUUCCUGUCAGGAAGUCAAGAGGAAGGCCAUCCGCAGCAGCCGCAGCAGCGAGGGAGCGGGCGGUGAGGGAGUCGAUUGGCGGUGAUGAGGACGUGGAGCUGAUUGUGGCGGAGACGGCCCGGAAGUCGACGGCGACGACGAAAAAAUCUUCCUCUUCAAGGCGAAAAGCGUCGAGUGACGCGAUCCAGGACGAGCCACCUGCCAAGGUUUCAAAGAAGGGAACGAGAAAGAGCUCGCGAAUAUCAAACGAAGAUGCAUCACUGGAGGAGGAGCAGCAGCAGCCUCCGCCAAGGACUAAUGGCUCCUCAGCCGCCCAGGGCCGUAGCAAGAAGGCGGCCAAGCCCAAGGCGCCACCACAGGUGAUACAGGAGGAGGAAGACAUGUCCACGGCAGAAUCGCCAGGUCACGACAGGGCGGAGCAGCCUACCAAGAUUGCGCUCCCGAUGAGCGACACGCCCAUCAUCAACCGCAACAAGGAAAUGCGAAAGAAAGGAGAGAACGGCAUCAGAAGAAGCAGCCUGGGAUCUCGCGGACGCAGAGCGAGUUCAUUAAUCGAGAGCGGGCAGACGGCGAUUCCCCAUCGUGAAGUUAGCACGUCUGCCUUUUACAAGCACAUCGAGGCGGAUUUACUGGAGCCGCGGCGGAUGAAGCAGCUACUAAUAUGGUGUGGUGAACGAGCAUUGUCAGCCAAGCCGCGCGGCACCUUGAAUUCUGGCGCAGUGCUAGGAGCCCGCGCGAUUCAAGACCAGCUGCUCAAAGACUUUGGGUCAAGAUCAGAGUUUUCAGACUGGUUCAACAGAGAAGACAACGUACCGAAAGCACCGGUCAUACUGAAGCCAAAUCCCCGUAACAUUGAGUUGGACGAGAAGCUGGCAACCUUGGAGGCGAGAAUCAAGAGGCAAGUUGACUUUGAGCAAUACUCUCAAUAUAAGAAGCCAACUAACCCGGACUUUAGACUGCAAGAGGAAAAGAAAGCGUGGCUGGCAAUACGGAAACCACCCCCAGAGCAACCAGCUCUAUUUACACCAAAGGAAAAGGAAGCAGAGACAAUCACACUACCCGAUUUUGAUUUGUUGGACCCUGAUGAAGGCCGAAUCAGGGGCUUUCUCGUCGAUGAAACCAACGCCUUCGCCAGUUUACGAUCACAGACACAGGCGCGACUACGGCACAUCCAAUCGUCUCUCGAAUUCGAGGUGGAUCAAUUUGCAGACAACGUUCAUAAGCUGGAGCAACGGGUCAAGGUUGCGGGCAAGGAGGCCGACCGAGUACUGAGUUUAAGCGCCGUAAGACUACGGGAGCGAGAAGAAAGGGAGAGGAAGAGAGCAGGAACCAAAGACAUGCCGAUUAUGGAGGUAUUGAGAAGUUUAAGCAGCAUACUGCCUGAAGGAGGAGGUUGA
Messenger RNA from Trichoderma virens Gv29-8, 1638 nucleotides. RefSeq lists its product as uncharacterized. Gene Ontology annotation, biological process: cell division; mitotic sister chromatid segregation. Lineage: Eukaryota; Fungi; Ascomycota; Sordariomycetes; Hypocreales; Hypocreaceae. The record is from RefSeq and is a predicted model, not a curated record. Bases 1 to 1638 code for a protein of 545 amino acids. Gene Ontology annotation, cellular component: MIS12/MIND type complex. The transcript is spliced from 2 exons.